Molecule: messenger RNA, 825 nt
Organism: Dracunculus medinensis (Guinea worm)
Lineage: Eukaryota; Metazoa; Nematoda; Chromadorea; Rhabditida; Dracunculidae
Source: the annotation of a GenBank genome assembly
UGUCACCAUUUUUAUUCAGGUGCAGCUGAAUCAGGCAAAUCUACUGUUUUCGAGCAAAUAAGGAAUUUCUAUAAUCAAGAUUAUACUGAAUUCGAAUUUCUCCACAGAAAAACAUUCAUUUUCGAAAAUAUUUUUGCUUCGAUGCGCGCAAUAUUGGAUUUCAUGAAAAGUGAAGAUGUGCAAUUUGCAAAUUCACAUAAUCAAGUAAUUUCAUUCAUAAAGCCAUUUCCUCUAAUUUAUUUGUCAUUCAGUAGUGACCAACUGAGAGCAUUGAAAGACCUCUGGAAUGACGAAGCCGUACAAAAAGUAUAUGAACGAAGGGCCGAAUUUAAUCUCAAUGAUUCUACUAAAUACUUUUUCGAUUCGCUAGAUCGAAUCAAUUCAAGCGAUUUCGUGCCUACACCUCGAGACCUUAUUAUGGCCUAUUGUCCAACUACGGGAAUACAGAGCAUCAGCUUUGCUAUUGAUCGAAAGAAAUGGAACACAACUUAUGACGAUGUUCGAGCAGUACUGUUUUGCAUCGCGGUUUCCGAGUAUGAUCAAACAAUGACUGAAGACGGUGUUACUAAUCGACUUCAUGAUGCGCUAUCGUUACUCGAACAUACUUGUGCUGAACCAAAACUUCAGUCUGCUUUAUUUUUUAUUUUCCUCAAUGAAAUCGAUGUUUUAGCUGAGAAAUUAACCAAAGUGCCUUUAAAGCAAUGUCUUCCAGACAAAUGUUCCGCUCAUCCUCAUUCCGUUUUUGUAGAAUUUACAUGUGCAAUUGACAUGGAGAAAAUGAAAUCCAUUUUAGAUGAUACUUUUGCAAAAAUUAUUAACAAAUGA